AUGGCUAGACCCCCUGGCGCGGACGCCGGGCCCAGUGAAGUCAGAGCUUAUCUAGUCAAUAUCCUCGUCCACAGAUACGACGCCUCCGCAGAAUACGCACAAUCCAUCGCCGAUCUGUGGCAGCUAGGCCGCGGAAGUCACCUGCAUAAUGCAGACAUAAGAUCGUUCAAUCAGAUUUUUGGGAAGCCAGUGGGUGGGUACCUUCAUGAGACCGUUAUCAACGAUUUGUACGCUGAGUGGCGGACGUCCAUCUCGGGAAUCAUCAACUUCUGGGCUAUGAUCAUAGCCUGCGUUGCGGCCAUCUUCUUCCUCAUCCGAGCAUGGUACUCUCACUCGGCCACGCAGACAAGGAAGAACGCGGCACUUGUAUCAUUGUUAUGUGGUCCGAUACUCAUGAUCGGUGCGAAUCGCGAGCUGAUGCGCUUCGACAGCGGUGUUUCCUUGGUUAUCCCGUUGGCAUUUACGUUCAUAUUUUUGGGCUUGUGUUUUGAGAUAAACGAAAGGGUGGAGCAGGCCAACAAGGACAGGGAGAAGCACGAGUAG
Molecule: messenger RNA, 543 nt
Organism: Penicillium riverlandense
Lineage: Eukaryota; Fungi; Ascomycota; Eurotiomycetes; Eurotiales; Aspergillaceae
Exons: 1
Coding region: 1-543 (180 amino acids)
Source: RefSeq, a predicted model, not a curated record